CAACAACCUUCAUACACACAAACUCCAACGUCACACUCUCCUUCCACUUUUAAAACCGUAUCUUAUUGUUCUCUCUCCAUCCCUCAAAACUCUUUCCCACUCUCUUCUCUUCUUUUCUUUUUCCUCUGUCCCUCACCUACAACAACCUUCAUACACACAAACUCUUCACCCUUUUUCAUGAGUCAACACUUUCCCACUGGGUUUCUCUGAUUCCUUAAAGAAACUAAAGAAGGAUAAAAAUAAAUCCUUUUCAUUUUGGUACACAUAUAGGAUUAUAUAUAUAUUAACCCUGAAACAGUUGUUGCUGUUUUGCUCGAUAUGGGGCUCUCAGAGAAGUUGCAAGUAGAAGGAGGCUUUGAAUCCGAUAAUAGAAAAUGGGUCAUCACUGGAAUUGCUUUAAGAGCGCCAUUGAAGCCAAUAUAUACCAUUCCUGUGGAGAAGGGACAAGAAGAAGACACAGAGACAGAGGAGUGUUCAACAACGCCAAAGGGUGUUGAAUCAAAGAUCCCAACACCUUUCACGUGCCCACCUGCUCCUAGCAAGCGAAAAACUUCUUUGAAGUGCAAUUAUCGUGGUGUCGUUAGAGAGUUCUUCACGCCACCUGACUUAGAAACUGUGUUUAUACGCCAUGUUGAAAGGGCUAAUUGAAAGUACUAGCUAGGUUUUGGUUCUCUUGUAAAAUCACUCCCCGUUAAACCCGACUAGCGAGUGUGGGAUCAAAAAAAUCCUUAUACGCAACUUUAUUCUUGCAUAAUUGCAAAUAGGCUAUUUCCUGAAUUUUGUGGUGUACCUUAAAAAAAAUUUCUCUAGUUUUUCCUAGUGUUUUCUCUGUUUUUCUUUUGAGUAGUUAGAGCUUUCCUAGUUCAGAGAUUAGGACUAUUUUGUA
Molecule: messenger RNA, 886 nt
Organism: Gastrolobium bilobum
Lineage: Eukaryota; Viridiplantae; Streptophyta; Magnoliopsida; Fabales; Fabaceae
Product: cyclin-dependent protein kinase inhibitor SMR6-like
Exons: 1
Coding region: 319-648 (109 amino acids)
Biological process (GO): regulation of DNA endoreduplication
Source: RefSeq, a predicted model, not a curated record